Messenger RNA from Kogia breviceps (pygmy sperm whale), 3355 nucleotides. RefSeq names its product charged multivesicular body protein 3 (gene CHMP3). Gene Ontology annotation, cellular component: ESCRT III complex; multivesicular body. NCBI's taxonomy places the organism in Eukaryota, Metazoa, Chordata, Mammalia, Artiodactyla, Physeteridae. The record is from RefSeq and is a predicted model, not a curated record. Gene Ontology annotation, biological process: late endosome to vacuole transport; endosome transport via multivesicular body sorting pathway; protein transport.
GACCCAAGUCUGCGCAUGAGUUCGGCGCAUGCGCACCAAGGCUCCCCGCGGCCGCUCCCUGCUCCUGGCGCCCAGACUCCUCGCUUCUCAGCGGCCCCGCCCAGGCGGCUGCCCGGGACCUGCCUGGGUGCAGGGAACGGAAAGCCGGGAGGGGUGAGACGAGUUCAGUUCGUCAUGGGGCUGUUUGGAAAAACCCCAGAGAAGCCGCCCAAAGAGCUGGUCAAUGAAUGGUCAUUGAAGAUAAGAAAGGAAAUGAGAGUUGUUGACAGGCAAAUAAGAGAUAUCCAAAGAGAAGAAGAAAAAGUGAAACGAUCUGUGAAAGAUGCUGCCAAGAAGGGUCAGAAGGAUGUCUGUGUGGUUCUGGCCAAGGAGAUGAUCAGGUCAAGGAAGGCUGUGAGCAAGCUCUAUGCAUCCAAAGCACACAUGAACUCCGUGCUCAUGGGAAUGAAGAACCAGCUGGCGGUUUUGCGAGUGGCUGGUUCCCUGCAGAAGAGCACAGAAGUGAUGAAGGCCAUGCAGAGUCUUGUGAAGAUCCCAGAAAUCCAGGCCACCAUGCGGGAGCUGUCCAAAGAGAUGAUGAAGGCUGGGAUCAUAGAAGAGAUGUUAGAGGACACUUUUGAAAGCAUGGAUGAUCAAGAAGAAAUGGAAGAAGCAGCAGAAAUGGAAAUUGACAAAAUUCUGUUUGAAAUCACCGCAGGGGCCUUGGGCAAAGCACCUAGUAAGGUGACCGACGCCCUCCCAGAGCCUGAACUUCCAGGAGCGAUGGCUGCAUCAGAAGAUGAGGAGGAGGAAGAGGCCCUGGAGGCCAUGCAGUCCCGUCUGGCCACACUCCGCAGCUAGGGCUGCCCAGCCAGGCCCACAGGCUCUCCUCCGGCCCUGUCAGCGGGCACGCACUCCUUGAAGCCUCCACCAUUUUCUGUAUCUCUUGCACUACACCUCUGGGUGAGGCGCUGCGCUCUGGAGAACGUGCUCUGCUAAUCUCUCUUCACUCUCUGCAGAGGUUUGGGGAUCUCAGUGGAAUUGUUCUGAGAGGCGGUGUAAUAAAUGCAUCAUUUUCAGGAGAAUAAACAGAAGUAUCUUUUGGGGGAUGAGGGCAAAAGAAGUCUGUCUUCUCACGAAGCACUUCUGAGAAUAGAGUCAAUUGCUUGAAUGUUGAGGACUCUGUAUAUUUUUUUUUGUCUGUAAAACACUAUAUAAAUGGAUUUUAAUAAAUUUCUGCUUUAACACUUGGUCUCAUUGUAGAUUGUUGGGUGCAAUGAACUUUCAAGGUGUUUGCUGUCCCAAAUUAUUUUAUAUGUUGGCCUUGGAAAGAGGAGGUGCCCUAGCAGGGCACAUGGGAUUCGGAAGCUCAGCUGAAAGGGCUUCUGCUCUGUGGACCCUGCUCCCCAGCCUUCACAGAUGUGCUGUGUGAGCUCUUCUUCUGCUUUUUGUCAUCUGUGUAAGCAAAGGGAUGCUUGAGAAUUGUGACUCCUUGGCUGGGAACCUAUAUUAUGUGUGUCCUGAGGGGGGGGGUGUGUCUAUAGCUUUCCUCCCUUUCCUUUCCAUGGCAAGUUGCAGACAGCUGUGAGAUUAGGACUCUUUCACCCUCUGAUUGCCUUUCCCUGCGUUAAGCUGAUUGUCUUGGAUGCAUGGGAUAUGGGCAUACAUAUCAGUGCUUUCUCAAAGCCAGGAGCUGACCGGUGAAAGAGGCAUGGUGUGGUCAUGCAUUGUAAACAACUCACACAUUUCUAAGUUAUAUUUUGAAAUAAUUCAGCAGUAGCAAUUUAUAUUUGUGUGGGCUUGGCAGUUUACAAAGCUGUUUAACAUGUGUAAUCAUUCAGUCUUCAGAAAUUACGAAAACAGCUCAGCUUGCUGAAGUGACGUAUCCUAAAUCACAGUCACGAAGUGGCAGAACUGGGGUUCAACGCGGGUCCCUCUGGUCCAAGUCUUGUGUGCCCUAAACAGGUAGGAAAAAAAACCCAACCACUCUCUCCCAGGUUGGUUUUGUAGAUUGUAUGGAGAAAUCCAAGUGUAUCAGAUGUGCUGCAGCGAGGGCCUUCUAGUCUCAUCCUGCAAAAUGGGAAUCUUCAAUCCAGGGGACCGUCCUAUUGCUCUUGAUUUCAUCUUUAGGAUACAGUUUGUUGUUUAAGUAAACAUUAUUUUUCAGAGAAGUUUUAGGUUCAGAGCACAAUUGAGCAGAAAAUAGGGUUCCCAUGUAUACCUGUGGCCCUGACACAGGCACCAUCUCCCACUUGUAUGUACUGACAUCUCACACCCCACAAGUACAUUUACUCCUGGAAUCAUACAGUACAUAGUCCUUUCACAUUGGCUUCUUACACUUAGUAAUAUGCAUGUAAGUUUCCUCCAUGUCUUUUCAUGGCUAGACAGGCCAUUUCUUUUUAGUGCUAAAUAAUAUUCCAUUGUCCGCACGCACCUAUGGAAGGACAUCUUGGUUGCUUCAAAGUUUUGGCAAUUAUGAAUAAACCCAUAAAUGUCUGUGUGCAGGUCUUUGUGUAGACGUGCAUUUCAACUACUUAGGUGACUACCAACGAGCACAGUUGCUGGAUCUUAUGGUAAGAGUAUGUCUAGUUUCGUAAAAAAUUGACAGUCUUCCAAAGUGGCUGUGUCGUUUUGCGUUCCCGCCAGCAACGAUGAGAGUUCCUGUUGCUCCACAUCCUCACCAGCAUUUGGUGUUGUCAGUGUUUUGGAUUUUGACUAUCCUAAUAAGUGUGUAACGGUAUCUCAUUUAAAUUUGCAUUUCCCUGAUGAUAUAUGAUGUUGAACAUAUCUCUUUAUGUGCUUUUUGGCCAUAUGUAUAUAUUCUUUGGUGAGGUAUUUGUUUAGAACUUUUGCCCAUUUUUAAUUGGGUUGUUUCUUAUUGCUGAGUUUUAAGACUUCUGUGUAUACUGUGGAUAAUAGUGCUUUAUCAGAAAUACAUUUUGCAAACAUUUUCUCCCAGUCUGUGGCUUGUUUCCUUAUUCUCUUCACAUUGUUUUUCACAGAGCAGUUUUUAAUAUUAAUGAAGUCCAUCUUACCAAUUAUUUAUUUCAUGAUAGUGCCUUUGAUAUUGGAUCUUAAAAGUCAUUGCCAUACCCAAGGUCACCUAGAGUUUCUGUGUUAUUUUGUUAGUAGUCUUAUAGUUUUGCAUUUUACAUUUAGGUCUGUGACCUGUAUUAAUUCUUGUAAAGCAUGUGACAUCUGUGUCUAGAUGUCUUUCUUUGCAUGUGGAUGUCCAGUUAUUCCAGCACCAUUUGUUGAAAAGACUUGUCUUUGCUGCAGUGUACUGCCCUUGUUGCUUCAUCAAGGAUCAGUCGACUAUAUUUAUGUGGGCCUAUUUUGGGCCUCUCUAUUCUGUUCCAUUGAUGUAUUUGCUUUU